Molecule: messenger RNA, 2444 nt
Organism: Ooceraea biroi (clonal raider ant)
Lineage: Eukaryota; Metazoa; Arthropoda; Insecta; Hymenoptera; Formicidae
Product: maternal embryonic leucine zipper kinase
Biological process (GO): intracellular signal transduction; protein phosphorylation
Cellular component (GO): cytoplasm
Molecular function (GO): ATP binding; protein serine/threonine kinase activity
Source: RefSeq, a predicted model, not a curated record
AUGGUGCGAUAUGCCGCUCUCAAGGGAUUGUACGACCUGGAGAAGACGAUCGGCAGCGGUGGCUUCGCCAAAGUCAAGCUGGCGACUCACGCCGCUACCGGCGAGAAGGUUGCCAUCAAGAUCAUGGAAAAGACAACGUUGGGUGAAGACCUACCGAGAGUAAAACUCGAGGUGGAGGCACUCAAGACACUGCUGCACCAACACAUCUGUAAGUUGUACCAAGUGAUCGAGACAGAGAGUCAUUAUUUUAUGGUGAUGGAGUAUUGUUCCGGCGGAGAGCUGUUUGACCACAUAGUUGAGAAAAACAGACUAUUGGAGGCUGAUUCCCGCAAGUUCUUCCGUCAGAUAGUUUCCGCUGUGGCGUACAUGCACAGCUUGGGAUACGCUCAUCGAGAUUUAAAGCCUGAGAACGUUUUGCUGGAUAAAGAUGAGAACUUGAAAUUGAUUGACUUUGGCCUGUGCGCCAAGCCCAAGACUGGAAUGCAAGCUCAUUUGUACACCUCUUGCGGUUCCCCCACGUAUGCCGCACCGGAGCUCAUAAUGGGAAAGAAAUAUCUAGGCUCGGAAGUGGACAUUUGGAGCAUGGGAGUUCUCCUUUACGCCUUGCUCUGUGGCUUCUUGCCCUUCGACGACAGUAACUUGGAAAGUUUAUACAAAAAGAUACUUAGCGGCAAGUACGAGGAACCGCACUGGUUGUCCACUAAUAGUAAACUGUUAAUCAGAUCGAUGUUGCAAAUCGACCCAGCAAAGAGAAUCACCAUUCACGAACUGUGUCGUCAUCCGUGGAUCACAAAUGGCUCUCCGAGGCCCGUCUCGUUCGUUCAGAAAACGAAAUUCGAGAAAGACGACGAGGUAUUGAGCACCAUGUGCGCCAUUUGCGGCGAGAGUAACACCGACAUAUGGAAGAAACUUGUACAGAGCGACAGGACCGAUUACAGAACGGCCACUUAUUUGUUGCUGCUUGACAGAAAAUUACGCGGGUUCUCGUUAAAAGUGACGCCAGUAACGAAGUCGCAUCUUAAGCAAGAAAUGAACGGUGCGGGUGUCGAACAAUGCGAAGCAGCGAUCAGCAAUUUUGUAACUAAGCUCGACCAGUCGCCGAAGCUUAAAACGAAUCUCAGGCGGUCUCCCGUGGUUGACGUCACCUAUGAUGUUCUGCCGAAGGCAAGCGACGAGACUAACUUCACGGCGCCAUGCGUACCGGUACGAAAGAGAUUGCGAAGCAGAGAGCCGGAUGAUACAUCAUCGCCAGUUCCGGCGAAAAGGCCGCCUGAAAAAAAUAAAUCAGCUACUCCGACGCAGACCUCGACGCCAGACUCCAGAACGGUACACGAGUCCACGCCUGGCAGUGCGAGGAAAGUUAUAAUGGGUUUGGAGCGAGGAUUGAACCGGGUGCGAUACGUUCUCACCCCGAAGAGAAGAGUGAAAAACGAGAACGCGGAUCCCGACGAGCCAAACGUGCUGUCGGGAAAGAGUCUCUCCAACGUGUCCGCGACGUGCAGCGGUUGUCCGAAGUACGUUCUCUCGAAGCUGCGAAGGGCACUUCGGCAGAAGGGUAUAAUGUGCCGUCAGAAGGGGUUCAUCUUGCAAGGGGAAACCGAGGAGUCCUUCUCGGAAGACAAGAAGAGCUCCUCGAAAUCCAUCUCUUCUCAAAACUCCUGCUCCUUCGAGCUCGAGGUUUGCCUCUUGGAGAUUGGCUCGAACGAUAAGCGAUUGGUUGGCAUCCGCCGGAAGAGACUGAAGGGGGACGCGUGGGUCUACAAACGCGUCUGCGAGGAGAUCCUCGCGCUGACGGCGGGAGACAUCACAACGGAUUCGGAAGGUUCCUCCGAAUCCAAGUGUCCCAUUUGAGAGAUAGCCUCCUGCGUGCGUAUCCUGAUUGGUGCUCCCGAAAAAAAUUCCCGAAAAUAUUCCUGACAACAUUCCUGAAAAUACUCCUGAGGUACGCAAAUCACGACUCUUUCGCACUCCGAUGACGAGAAACGUUUGCAUGCACCUUGAUCUCUUAGCCGUGUAAGGAUACGAGGAUUUACGUUAAAGCGACCACACAUGUGCAACGGAUAGUGUAAGACUUAAGGAUAUCAUGCAAUCUUUAAAUAUAUUAAAGUGCUAAACGCAACUGACGCGUAGAGAGAUUAUUUCUGUAAUAACGUGUAUUUAUUUUACCCGUAGAGACCUCUCUUGAUUAGUCACGUGUAUAGUUUUGCCUCUGUAAAAUAAAUGUACCCUACAGCGAAAUAAUCUCUCUGUGCGCUGAAAGUUAAAAAAUAUCCCAGAGCUACGCAUAGAGAUCGCCUACAAUAGAGAUCAUCUGCAAUAAGUGAGGUGAGAUUGAAAAAAAAUUAAAUUUACACUCUAUGCGUUUCUCCUUAUAACCACUCCUAUAUAUUUGUUCAUUGUUUAUACUCGAAAUAAAAACGAUACAUCGAUUAAAGCAAUCUAAA